CUUAGCAGAUGUGUCACUGUUGCAUGUCGUCCUCUUGAACGCUCCCUACUCCCUGUCUUCCUCCCCAGGUAUUUCAACAGUGGCAGUGUUACUCUAGAAUGUGACAAGGAGUUCUGGGAUUUGAGGGACAGCGUGGUGCAGUGCGAGCUGCUCAUCCUCCGACAGCUCAACUUCCACGUCUCCUUUGAACACCCUCACAAGUAUUUGCUCCACUACCUGAUGUCUGUGAAGUCGCUGGUGAACCGCCACGCGUGGUCUCGAACCCCCGUUGCAGAGACUUCCUGGGCAUUGCUUAGAGACUGUUACCAUGGAGCCAUGUGCAUCCGCCACACACCACAACACAUUGCCAUAGCAACGUUGCACCUGGCUCUGGACAGCUAUGGAGUGGAGCUGCCGGUCGGGGAGAGAGACUGGUGGCAGGUGGGUGUUUAUGAAAAGUGCUGAUAAUUGCACACUGAA
Molecule: messenger RNA, 459 nt
Organism: Notothenia coriiceps (black rockcod)
Lineage: Eukaryota; Metazoa; Chordata; Actinopteri; Perciformes; Nototheniidae
Gene: ccnq
Product: cyclin Q
Exons: 2
Biological process (GO): regulation of transcription by RNA polymerase II
Molecular function (GO): cyclin-dependent protein serine/threonine kinase regulator activity
Source: RefSeq, a predicted model, not a curated record